Pieris brassicae (large cabbage white) is the source of this 4565-nucleotide messenger RNA. RefSeq lists its product as uncharacterized. The record is from RefSeq and is a predicted model, not a curated record. Gene Ontology annotation, molecular function: neurexin family protein binding; signaling receptor activity. NCBI's taxonomy places the organism in Eukaryota, Metazoa, Arthropoda, Insecta, Lepidoptera, Pieridae. Bases 232 to 4440 code for a protein of 1402 amino acids. Gene Ontology annotation, biological process: presynaptic membrane assembly; neuron cell-cell adhesion; synaptic vesicle endocytosis. The transcript has 12 exons. Gene Ontology annotation, cellular component: synapse; postsynaptic membrane; cell surface.
UCCCGAGAUGCUGUCAAAACUAUUAUUUGUAUUUAAUGUGUAGUGAAGAAGUUAGUGCACAUAAGUGUCAAUUGUAUAAGUAUCAGUAUUUACUUCAUUUUCAUUCCAAAUUUUAAUUAGAUUCCGAUUAAACUUAGUAAAAGUGAAUUGUGUUCUGUGAUUGAAAUCCGCAGCUGACUCACAAUAAGCCAUAAAAUACAUUUAUUUUGAGAGCAGUAAGAGCAACUUGAAAUGGCGGAGCACACGCCGUUUAUAAACCGGCAUUUGUUUAUUUGUAUUGCUGUCUCGCUCUUGCUACCGAUCGUUGACGAGGCAAAGGUGUACGAAGAUGGCCGAUUUCAGAACGAAGAAAAAAGAUUAACCCGGGAGUACCAUUUGAAACAAGGGGCGGUACGUGGGUUGAUUGUAAAGCCGGGAAGACAAUAUGAUUUGCAGCCAGUGGAAAUGUUUCUUGGUGUGCCGUAUGCAGCACCACCUACGGGAAGCUUACGAUUUAUGCCGCCCGUCAGCGCACCGCCUUGGUCUGGUUUAAAGAUGGCGACUCGUUUCGCGCCGGUCUGCCCACAAAUGCUACCACAGAUCAGAAAAGGAAAUCCGCCAUCUUUAGGAAGACAACACUAUUUAAAUAGACUGAAACCAUUUUUAAAAGAAGAAUCUGAAGACUGUUUAUAUUUAAAUAUCUAUGUGCCAUAUAGAGAGCAAAAGGCGAAAAAGUUUCCCGUUUUAGUGUUUAUACACGGAGACUCAUUUGAAUGGAGCUCAGGCAAUCCCUACGAUGGCAGAAUAUUGGCAUCAUAUGGCAAUAUUAUGGUGGUCACUGUAAAUUUUCGACUUGGUAUUUUGGGUUUCAUGAAACCAAGCCUGACCGAGCACGUGUACGGAAACAAUGGUUUGUUGGACCAGCUAGCUGCGUUGCAAUGGAUCAAAGAUAAUAUAGAGGACCUGAACGGGGACCCGAAAUCUGUGACACUAAUGGGGCACGGAACGGGGGCGGCAUGCGUAAAUUUUUUGAUGCUUUCGCCUAUAUCAAAUGGUCUAUUCCAUCGUGCUAUACUUAUGUCCGGAUCAGCUUUGUCAGACCGCGCGAUGACGAAAGAUCCAACCCAAUACACAUUACAAGUUGCUCAGAGUCUAGGCUGCAAUCCCAGCUCUAAGAACAUGAUGACUUGUUUGCAGAAUAAACCCUUAUCGGAAAUAAAAAAAGUGCAGUUAUUGUCCCGAGAAUUCGAGACACCGUUGGGGCCGGCGGUGGCUGGAUCGUUGAUACCUAGCGAACCUGCCCAAACUAUGGAAUCAUUUCCUAAUUUACUGAGCAAGUACCAACUCCUAAGUGGUGUGACUGAACUGGAGAGCUACCAUGACUUCGGUGUGAUUCAGUUGGACCACGGAAUUCUGGAAAACCAGAGAGAUGAGUUCAUCAGGAAGUAUACAAAAAUUGUUUACGAAGGGGCUGAAGAUAUGGCCUUAAAAGAAAUAUUGUUACAAUACUCCACAUCCAAGGUAGACCCGCAACGCUGGUCAGUUCAAACUAAUCGAGAUGUGAUUUUGAACCUGUUCAGUGAUGCUCGUACUUUGGGACCUGUUAUCAGCCUGGCCAAUUACCAGUCGAAGGCCAACAGACAGUCAUACUUCUAUGUGUUUGCACAUAACUCCGUCAGCACGGAAUAUGCACCGUUAAAUAAAAGCGUGCACGGCGAAGAAUUGCCGUACGUUUUGGGUGUACCGUUAGGUGGCGCUAAUACGCAUUUCCACUCCGAAUACACCCUGAGGGAAAAACUACUUACCGAAGUUGUUAUGAGACUGUGGACCAACUUUGUCAAAAAUGGUUCUCCAAAUACACAAAGUGUGAACGAAUACCAGACGUUGGACAGAAAAGUAUGGAACCAAUACAAUGUUGAGUGGCCUGAGUACAAUCAAGAUCAUCAGCCGUAUUUAAAACUGGAUAUCCCGCCCUCGAUUAAUAGUCUGUACCGGUCGAACUACACGAAUUUUUGGACUGAAAACCUGCCAAAAAAACUAAGCAGAUAUGUCAUAGAUCCGCUCUACGCUUUCACACCGAGCACUACGGUUCGACCAAAGCCGCCGCCAAUUCAUAAAAGUCCUUUAGAUACUGUCAGAAAAAUAUGGUCUCCACAACCAGUGAUUAACACGAACCACUAUAACAUGGCGUCGUACGGCAAAUUGCGGCCAUACUCGCAACCCGAGCACAAACCGGACACAGAUGCAAUAUAUAGAGAGAUACAGUCCAUCAAAACUCCAUCAAGACCCGUCCCGCCACAUUUAAUGGAAAAGCACACGGAAAAACCCAUAUUAAAUACAGCUAAAACGUCGAGUACAACCGUCACCCUCAUUAUUUCUCUGGCUGUUCUAUUCUUGGCAGUAAAUGUAAGUAUAUGCGGCCUAUUGUAUUUUAAAAAGCGGAGAUUACGACUUCAAGCUCUUGAGCGUCCUUCGGAAAUAGGUGAAGUAGAUAUAAUCGGACAGAAAAGUUCCGACAAAAGUGCCCUUCAAAAGCUUAAAAAUGGCUGCAGCGUUAUUAAGUCGAUAAAAAUACCGAAGAAGAAAAUUAAUAAGGAGUGCAAAACGCCCAAAUCGGAUGAUUCGGGUGGUUUUAGGGAACGAUUUCAGUUAAGAAGGCAUUUGUCUACAAGUACCUUGGACGCACAUACUAAAGUUAGAGAUUGGAUAACGAAUGAAGUCAUGCAUAGGUGUUCUCCUAAUAUUUUAAGAAAAUCAAAUUCCGAUGUCAACAAUACAGCUAAGCAGUUCACUAGAUCUGAAGAACUUUUGACAGACAAAAAUAUAAAAACAGACAAAAUAGCGGUAACCCCAACAAAUCUUCUGUCAAAAAACUAUAAAAAGAGAACAUCAGAAAAAACCACAUCAACUUCUGCUCUCGAUUCCCAUUCUUCCAUUGUUAGUAAUAAAAAAUCACAUAGUAAAACAAGUAAGUCAAAUGAUUCUAUCAAAAGUCAGUCUGAUAGUAUGCGAUCAAAGAAGGUAUCAGUUGCCAUCGAUGCUACACCAUCAGCACGAACUAAUUCUAUUUUAAAUCAAGAGCCUAUUGAAAUAUCUAGGUCUUUUGAUUGUAUAGACAAAGGAGUCCAAGGUACUGAACAGAAAUUGCAAAGGUCUCAGACUGUCGCUGAUGAUACUUACUCGAGAGUCGUUAAGCCGCUUAAAGCAACGACUGAUGUAAAAAAAGACGAAAAAACGUACAAAAAUGAAAUCAAACUUUCACUACAAAAUCCAAAUUUAAAAAUAUCUCAUAAACAUUCCACGUCGGAUCCGGUCACGGAUGUUAACUAUGAGCAACUGAUGAAACAAUUACAACGGGAAGCAAUGAACAUACUUCCCCCAGUUACAUUUAGAAAUGAAAUCAAUGUAACAUCGCGGGAUGAUAUGCAAGCUGAACCUGUAUCACCAGAGGAAGCAUUGCUAACAAUAAAACGCCGAAAUUUUCCUAAAGUAUUGCCAGACUUGCCCAAAUCACAGAAAAGACUUUCACUCCAACCAACUUUACAAAGUUUCAGAGGUGUUAAUAGUCAAAUUGAAAAGCCAAAAGUUCCUCCACAACCCCCACCCAGAACUACAACAUUAGACAGACGCCUCGCUUAUAAGAAUACUAAAGUGUUAUCGUCGUUUGAUACGCCAAGAAAAAAUAUUUAUGGUCCCGAUUACGAAAACAUAGAUAAUUUAUCACCUUGUUCAGAAAUAGCAAAAUCAAAGUCGUUUGAUAAUAGAAAUGAUUUAAAACCACUCAACAAGGAAAUGGAUUUAAAUACGUUUUUAACCCAUCGAGAGUACCCAAAAGUUAUAAUAGCCUCAAGUGAUAUUUCUCCCCAACCUAAGAUUAUUAUAAAACCAUCGUUAAGUCAAAUAGAAAUUCCGUCAAAUGUUCCAAGAGUAAGAUUACCUGACGACUUCCAUUCGGGUUCAAUAACAUCUUUUUCAUCAUACUGCUCAGAUGACGACGAAGAGGUUUAUGACACAGAAGAAGAUGAAUUUGAAGACAAGUUAAUACAAGAACUUGUAGGUCGCGUAGAAUCACCAUCGGAGGAUGUUUUGGACUCUAAAGGACCCGCAACAGUUUUAAAAAGAAUGGAGAUUGUUCCUGUAAAAUUAAACACAGUUCAGACACAAAACAGCAGUGAUUACGUCUGUGUAUCCGACUUGCAUUUACCAGAUAUAACUAAUUUAGAACAAACGGCACAAAUCAAACCGAAUUUUGCAUUAAAUAAAUUGAAAAAUCGAAGUGAGAGUAUAAGUAGGCCACCGGAGAAAGCAAUAAAAGUUAAACAGAAGAAGAAGCCUGGAGUUAUUUUGCAUAGAGUAAAGAGUCGUUCAAAAAGUGAUAAUAAGUUAGAACAUUCUACGUCUGGUUCAUCUAAUGAUACAGAAACAAGUACGGGCACCGUUAAGAAAGCGGUUCCGAAAUGACUAUCUAAGUAAUUAAGUAUUAAAAGUGAUAUAAUAGAAUAAUGUUUAUUUUCCGUAAUUACCCUUAUAUUAAGCCUAACAGACUAUUUGUAUCUGUGCCUUAUACAAGUAUAUUGAGUAAUAAA